Molecule: messenger RNA, 393 nt
Organism: Helobdella robusta
Lineage: Eukaryota; Metazoa; Annelida; Clitellata; Rhynchobdellida; Glossiphoniidae
Exons: 3
Biological process (GO): intracellular protein transport; clathrin coat assembly; clathrin-dependent endocytosis
Cellular component (GO): clathrin coat of coated pit; plasma membrane; clathrin coat of trans-Golgi network vesicle
Molecular function (GO): clathrin heavy chain binding; structural molecule activity
Source: RefSeq, a predicted model, not a curated record
GAUGACAGUGAUCAGUUCAGCGCAAUAAAGAAUCAAGACAAACUAAAACAGGAACCUGAGAAGAUUAGGAUUUGGAGGGAGGAGCAAGCUGAAAGGCUAAGGGUCAAAGAUGCCGAAUCUGAGAAGAAGAAGGCAGAGUGGCGAGACAUUGCCAGGAAGGAACUCGAGGAAUGGUACAAACAUAGAGAUGAACUCUUGGACAAGACAAUGAAAGUAAACAGGGACUCUGAGGGCUCCUUUGUUCAGGAACGUGAUGAGAAGAAACCAGGUGGUGAGUGGGAGCGUGUCUGUCGUCUCUGCGACUUCAAUCCGAAGGGGUCCAGGAACAAUAAAGAUGUAUCGAGGAUGAGGUCAAUUCUUCUUCAGAUGAAGCAGACCCCAGUUGUUCGUUAG